Messenger RNA from Temnothorax curvispinosus, 4548 nucleotides. RefSeq names its product facilitated trehalose transporter Tret1-like. Gene Ontology annotation, biological process: transmembrane transport. Gene Ontology annotation, molecular function: transmembrane transporter activity. NCBI's taxonomy places the organism in Eukaryota, Metazoa, Arthropoda, Insecta, Hymenoptera, Formicidae. The coding region runs from base 853 to 2217 and encodes 454 amino acids. Gene Ontology annotation, cellular component: membrane. The transcript has 5 exons. The record is from RefSeq and is a predicted model, not a curated record.
ACAUACGCACGCGUUCCGCACGCCUGGCACUAAAAGGCGGUUAACUGAUAGAAGAACAAUGUGAAAAACUAUACGGAAAAAGCCUUGCACGCGCGCGCGAGAAAUAGUACGGGAAAGUAAUUAGCGGUUACAGACCACGUUGUCGUUCCCUCGUCCGGGACGCGGGAGGGGAUUCGAUUAAAAUCGCAGUGACGUGCCUGCGUAUCAGAGUCAGGCUCAGUUUCCUUUCCGGCGUCUUUCAGAAUGACAACGGCGUCGUUGUCGCCGACGCGCGUCGAGAUCUCGGCAUCUCAUUCUCGACUAUCGUGGUAGUGACAGGUGCUUCAUCAAGGUGAACUCUCGAUAUAAUUAUUUCUGCGAGUACACUUUCGCUUCGCGUGCUUCGCGCUUUUGGGUGAAAAUUAGACGAUAAAUCCGAGGCCAAAUUUGUCAUGAAGUAUAUCAUUUAGAAUCAUAAUUAAAAGAAACUCAGAAGCUUUUGUCAUUAGUGCCAUUGUGAAACAGUUGGACAUAGGCAGGAAUAGCUCUUAUUAAAGGAAAAAAAAGUUUCUCUGAUAGGGAAAUUCAUUUUAACUUCAGAAUUCCAUCUUUGAAAAACGAUGCAGCGAUUUAAUAAUGUAUGCGUUAUUUAUAUUCAUACAUGCGCAGUGCGGCUUAGUUCCGAGUGCGGCUACUAGAAAAAAUUAUCAUAAGUACUAACCGCCAGACAAUCAGGCUUAAGAAAAUCUGCCUCGCAAAACUAGAUUAGUGUAAGAGAAUUAACAGAUUAAAGAUUCAGAUACGGAAAUAAACAACAGCGCGAUCAAAUUCAAUAAAAACAAUAACUGAGCCAGAGGAACAUCAUUGGACACAAUGGACCGCGGGAUAUUGCGGCAAACGUUGAUUGGAUUCGUAUGCAGUAUUUUAAUCAUCGAUUGCGGCCUCCACGAAGGAUGGAGCACGCCGACCAUAUCGAAGUUCAACGACAAGGAUCCUUUAAAGGUGACGAGCGACGAGAUCGUUUGGAUCGUGAAUCUCAUGUACGUGGGAGUUGGCAUCGGCUCAUUGGUACCAUUCAUACUGAUGGACAAUAUCGGACGUAAGGGAACCUUGCUAGUCACUACAGGACCGAAGAUCCUCUCGUGGAUCUUCAUCGGGUUAUCCACGUCUGUACCGGCCAUAUAUGCUGGACGGAUACUCGCGGGCAUCGGAUGUGGAAUAACGUACGCUGUAAUGCCGAUGUAUCUCGGCGAGAUCAGCAGCAAGCGAACCAGAGGUCCUUUAGGUACUUUAAUGGCUGUACUACUCAACAUCGGGAUGCUGCUCAUCUACGCAAUCGGUCUGUGGAUCAGUCGAUUCGCGAUGGCGAUGAUAAGCUUGUGCGCGCCGGUGUUCUUCCUGCUGACCUUCAUGUGGUUACCCGAGAGCUCGGUGUUUCUCACGCGGAAGAAUAGACUCGGACCCGCGGAGAAGACCCUUCAGUGGGCCCUGGGUAAAGAGAACGUGGACGAGGAGCUCGAAGAGAUCAAAAGAAUCGUGGAGACCGAGGACAAGUGCAGCAAGCUGACUCUCCGAGAGAUGUUCAAGGAGAUCAUCACCAAGGCGCAUAACAGGCGAGCCUUUCGUAUCGCUCUGAUACUGUUAAGCGGGCUGACAUUGACCGGCGCGGCGCCGAUACUCGCGUACCAGUCGUACAUAUACAACGAGGCCGGCUUCGAGAUCUCGACCAACGCCAGCAUCAUCAUCACCGGCGUCGGCAUUGUUCUGGCUGGUAGCGUCUGCGUGUCGGUGGUGCGUCUCACCGGCAAGAGACUCCUGCUGCUGAUCGCCGCGCCGAUUUGCGUGGUAUCGCUGGCGACGAUAGCCAUUUUCUUCGAGCUGCAGUCCGGCGGCUACGACGUCUCUCGAUUCAAGUGGGUGCCCACGGUCUUCGUGGUGAUUUACGUGCUCGGCUUCGGACUCGGCCUUAAUCCGAUACCGCUGGCAUACAUCGGCGAGAUCUUCGGCGUCGAGGUCAGAGUACCCGCCGCGGUGCUCAAUGCUCUCUACUACGCUAUAAGCACCACCGCCAUUGUGAAGUUCUAUCAGGUCGUGCAAGAGUUAUACGGCACGUUCGCACCAUUAUGGACGUUCACCGCGAUAACGUUUCUUAUAUGGGUAUUAAUUUACCUAUUUGUGCCCGAAACCGAAGGCAAAACCUUAGAAGAGAUACAAUUGGAAUUGCGAGACAAAGAGUGACGUAUAUAUAGACAACUAUAUAAAAAAAAAACAGGCGUGGCAUUAUGAAUAAUCCAAAGAUCCACUUAAGUCCACUUUUACAACGCAUAUCUAACACGCGAAAUAAGACUUGACUCAAUUUUAUCAAUAUCAACAUUCAGAGAUUAUAUUCAGAUUAUAAAAAUAUUAGAAAGAUAAUGUUUCUGUUAAAUUAUAAUGAUAGUCCAGUUUACAUUUUUUUAAUAUGUACUAUCAUUAUAAUAAUUUAGGUCUAUAUACAAAUGAAUAAUUAGCCAAUAUUGUGAUGGUACACACAUGUAUACAUUUAUGUAGAAAAAUCUUGAUGUAGAAAACAGAUAGCAAAUGCUAUUUCAAAAAUAAAAUUUAUAAAAAUAGUGAGCUGUGAAAUAAUUCAAAUGAGAGAAAAUUUCAAUAACUUUGCUCAAGAUUUUCAUCAAUGUGUUGAUUUAUAUUCUUAUAUUUUUUUAUGAAGACAACUUAUUGCGCAACUUAUAUAUAUAAGUAUAUUUGUUUAAUUCUAGAUAAUAUUGUAAGAGCACAAAGAUAACGGAGAAAAAUUAAAUAUUUCCGUAAUAAAAUUAGCAUGUAUAAAAUAAUAAAAAUUAAGUAUAAAUGCUUUUACCGUUUCUGCGAAUUUCAGUUGACGCACUGGCAUACAUAUUUCGUUGAUAUAUUACUAUUAAAUUUAAUUUGACUUUCUCGAGCAAUUGAAUAAAAUUCGAAACAUUUAAUGUUCAUAUAUGUUUUCAACGAUAUUUACAAUUAUUAUAAAUAUUUGCAUAUUUAAAUCAUAUUUAGAAUCCAAUUAGUCUUUCUCUUUUAUUGUAUUUUUAUGUCAAAGAACUUUUUUCCAUUUAAUCAUUUGUUCUAUGUGCUUUACAUAAAGUUUCAAAAUUGUAUAACAUCGAUAAUGGUGUUAAAUCGCAUUUGGAGCCGGUGAAAGCACUAGGGAGAAACGACGCGGGGGAAAAUCAUUGGUCUUGUUUGAUCGUAAAGCUCCAACUCCGCAAAGAGAAUCGUUUAGUAGCGAUAUCGUAUACGACGAGAUUCGUAUGUUCGAUCGGACAAGUUAAGUUCUCAUUAAAAACGCAUUUGCAACGUGAAUUCGCUGGCCUCCUUAAUCCUAUCUUAAAGUCUACUACCUUAAAUAUUGGUAAAUACAUCCCGUUGCGUGGUUCCUAUAUUAUCUUGAUAUUUGUGUCACCGCAUAAAUAGAAAAAUAACUCCAUCAUUUAAUAUGAACACUCUCUAUUUGAUUUGAUUACGACUGUAUAAUUGUGAAUAUUGGCGUAUAAUUAUUUCGAUGUCUAUGCAGAUAUUAUUAUUAUAUAAAAAAAUAUUAUUCAAACUCUUAUAGAAUAUAACUUUACGCGUAUGAAGUAUUUCGCUAAACUGCUCGUUUUAUUCGCAUAAAAGAUUGAGGAAAUUUUUAGUGGCUAACGAUGAAGUGGCUUAUAAAUUUUUCGGCCAGACUAUCUUUAUACAGAAACCCGCCCUCGAGUACUCGCGCUCGAUAAAAAAUGCAACAUUCUCUAAGAUCGGUCCUCUCGUCGUCGUAAACUGCCGAGUGAUCUCCCCUCAUAUGAUUGACCAUCUUGACUACGCUGAUGGCUCGUCAGCCGUCGGUAUAUGACGGAACAUUGGUAGGACGUGGUACGUUGGACAGGGCAUGUCUUGCGUGUUAGCGUUCCUCUCGAACGGAACAUCCGUACAUGUGUAUCGCGCUCAUACGUAUGUAUAUUUACAAUUACGCGGAAAUGCAUUUGCCUAUAUGCACAUAUAACUGUUUAUCCGCCGAUACCCUCUCGCGUGAUGUAUUAGUCAGAACAUGUGGGUUCUGAGUACACAAAUGCGGAUUUGAGCAUGAUUAGAUUUAAUAUUUCAAUGCGAGAGUAAUACUAUCUCAUGUAUCCGUGCGUGGAAGGAUAAAAGUACUCAUUGAUACUGUUGAUAACACUGAUUCGUAACGCCGAAACUAUAUAUAAGUCGGAUGUAGAAAGGUAAAACAAACAUGUAAUAGAGUAAAAAUUAUUUUAUGACUAUUAUCUUAUCUAUAAUAGCUGUUAUUUUUUACAUACAUCUUAUAGUAAUCAUAAUUUUAUAUAAUGAAGUAGUCAGUAAAAUAAAAUUUCUAUAAUUUUUCUAUCCAUUGUUUUUUUUUCUGUCAAUAAUUUGGUCAAUAGUCUCUAAUAUGCAAUAUGCGUUGUUUAGCACGAAGACUUAUUGUCAAUUGGACCGUCACUUAAAUCACCUCUACAGAUGUGUAAAAGUGUAGAAGUGUUACAGAACAACAGAAAAGAAAGAAAUAAAAUGUAUACUUUGUAUUUUGAA